This is a messenger RNA of Euleptes europaea (tarantolino), 3146 nucleotides long. It is a transcript of the gene ITGA5, whose product is annotated as integrin subunit alpha 5. The record is from RefSeq and is a predicted model, not a curated record. Gene Ontology annotation, cellular component: integrin complex; external side of plasma membrane. Gene Ontology annotation, molecular function: integrin binding. The coding region runs from base 1 to 3108 and encodes 1035 amino acids. The transcript has 30 exons. NCBI's taxonomy places the organism in Eukaryota, Metazoa, Chordata, Lepidosauria, Squamata, Sphaerodactylidae. Gene Ontology annotation, biological process: integrin-mediated signaling pathway; cell-matrix adhesion; cell-cell adhesion.
AUGCUUCCCCGGGCCGCUUUCCUCCUCCUCCUCCUCUGCAGCCUGCCCUGCGCUGGGGGCUUCAACCUGGAUGCCCAGGCGCCGACGCUCCUGCGCGGCCCCCCCGGCAGCUACUUCGGCUUCUCGGUGGAUUUUUACCUCCCGGAGGCGUCGAGCGUCAGCGUCCUGAUCGGGGCACCCAAAGCCAAAACCAACCAGCUGGAAGUCACAGAAGGGGGUUCGGUCUACUACUGCCCUUGGUAUCUGGGCAACGUCAGCUGUACGCCCAUUGAAUUUGACAGCAAAGGAUCCCGCAUGGAAGAGGUCAACGGAACGUUGGAACAAAUGGAGUUCAAAUCCCUGCAGUGGUUUGGUGCCACGGUCCGGUCCCACGGCAGCUCGAUCUUGGCCUGCGCCCCCCUGUACAGCUGGCGGACAAACAAGGAUGAGCCAGAGCGCGAGGUUGUGGGCACCUGCUAUCUCUCGAUCAACAACUUUACCAAGUUUGUGGAAUACGCACCUUGCCGCUCAGAUCUGAACUCAGCCCGCGGACAAGGUUACUGUCAGGGUGGAUUCAGCGCUGAAUUCACAAAGUCUGGACGUAUCCUCCUUGGUGGCCCUGGAAGCUAUUUCUGGCAAGGCCAGGUGUUAUCUGCAACACAAGAUGCCAUUGAGGAAUCCUAUGACCCUGGAUAUUUAGUCUUGGUGGUUCAAGGCCAGCUUGCCACACGUUCAGACCCCCACUUCAGCGCUGAUGACAGUUACCUUGGCUACUCUGUGGCCGUGGGUGAAUUCAGCAACGACUCCACUGAAGAUUUUGUGGCUGGCGUUCCUAAAGGAAACCUCACCUACGGCUAUGUCACAAUUCUAAACGGAAGCGACAUUCGGUCGCUGUACAACUUUUCGGGAGAACAGAUGGCUGCCUAUUUCGGGUACGCCGUGGCUGCUACCGAUAUUAACAGUGACGGCCUAGAUGACUUGCUGAUCGGUGCCCCCUUGUUUAUGGAGAAGACGGAAGAUGGGCGUGUGCAGGAGGUGGGCAAGGUCUACAUCUACCUGCAGCGGCCGAACGGCAUGGAGCCCACCGCGUCGGCUGUUCUUACUGGUCACCAAGAGUUUGGGCGCUUCGGCAGUUCUAUCGCACCGUUGGGAGACCUCGAUCAGGAUGGCUACAAUGAUGUGGCGAUUGGUGCACCGUUUGGCGGCCAGGCCCAGCAAGGCAUGGUCUACGUGUACAAUGGCCGACGGGAUGGGCUGCAUCCCAAACCUUCUCAGGUGUUGCAGGGACGCUGGCCGGACAGUCAGACCCUUGACUUCUUUGGGUUCUCCAUGCGUGGGGCCAAGGACCUUGACGGAAACGGCUACCCAGAUCUGAUUGUGGGAGCCUUUGGAGCGGACAGAGCUAUGGUUUACAGGGGUCGUCCCAUAGUCCACGCCACUGCCACCCUCAGCAUCUUCCCCACCAUGUUUAACCCAGAAGAAAAAUUAUGCGUCCUGGAGCACACUGGAAUCCCUGUUGCCUGCAUCAACCUGAGCUUCUGUCUGAAUGCAUCUGGGAAGCAUGUGCCAGACUCCAUUGGGUUCACUGUGGAACUCCGCCUUGACCACCACAAGCAGAAGGGGGCGGUGAAGCGGGCCCUCUUCCUGGGUUCCCGCCAGCCCCAUCUGAUUCAGACUGUCCAAAUUCGCAACGACGCCAGCGCAGAGUGCCGCGAGAUGAAAAUCUACCUCCGGAACGAGUCCGAGUUCCGUGACAAGCUCUCCCCCAUCUACCUGUCGCUCAACUUCUCGCUGGAUCCUGAGGCCCCGCGAGAUGCCCACAGGCUGCAGCCCAUCCUCAACUACCUCACGCACAACCACAUCGAACAGAAGGCUCAGAUCCAGCUCGAUUGCGGAGAAGACAACGUCUGCGUCCCCGACUUGACGCUUGAUAUCUCUGGGGAUCAUAACACUGUGUACCUGGGAGACAAGAAUGCGCUGAACCUUUCGUUCCAUGCACAGAACCGUGGGGAAGGUGGUGCCUACGAAGCUGAACUCCAUGUGACUAUGCCGCCCGAGGCUGAGUACACAGGAGUCAUGCGGACCCAGGGGAACCUGAACAGCCUGAGCUGCAAGUAUGACACCGUGAAUGAGACCAACGUCGUCAUCUGUGACCUUGGCAAUCCAAUGAAGGCAGGAGCCAGUCUCUGGGGUGGGCUGCGCUUCACCGUGCCUCGUCUUGUCGAUACGAAGACGGACAUUCAGUUUGACUUCCAGAUCCAGAGCAAGAACGCCAACAAUUCCCACAGCGAGGUGGUGUCGCAUCGCCUCCGUGUGGAGGCUCUUUUUCGUCUUUCGACUCACGGAGUAUCCAAGCCAGACACUGUGGCUCUUCCAGGCUCUGGCUGGGUCCCAGGCCGAGCAUUGCUGCAAGAGCAAGAUGUGGGUCCCGGCAUGUGUCAUGUCUAUCAGUUUGGGAACGAGGGUCCGAGCGCCAUCAGCGAGGGGAUUUUGGACGUCAGUUGCCCAAUCCGAAUGAAUGGGCGAGACGUGCAGUAUGUCACUCGAUAUCUGGCAAUGGCCAAUUGCUCCUCUAACUACCCGGUCAACCCAUCCCGCCUCCAGCUGGAACCGCUCCCGACACCUUUUCCUGGGCAAGAGCAGCACUACGUCCAGAAGCAUGAGGUGGGGUGGAGCAGCAGCUCUGCUGGGAAUGGUUUCACUCUGAAGUGCAGCGGGGAGGACUGUUUCCAGUUGCGCUGCCACAUGGGGCCGCUGCAGAGGCAGGAAAGGGCCACUCUUCACCUCUGCUUCCGCAUCUGGGCCAAGAACUUCCAUCAGCGAGAAAGCUAUCCUCAGGCCGUACAGUGUGAGGCUGCCUAUCACGUGCAAAGGGUACCCUACAAGAUCCAGCCUCAAAAGCUCCCCUCCGCCACCGUCGAGGUGUCAACAUCGCUGUAUUGGGCCAAGGCAGAGACCAGCCAGGGAGUUCCUCUCUGGAUCAUCAUCUUAUCCAUUCUGAUUGGACUGCUGCUACUGGCUUUGCUCAUCUACGUACUAUACAAGCUGGGCUUUUUCAAGCGCUCCCUUCCUUACGGCACGGCGAUGGAGAAGGCUCAGCUGAAGCCGCAAGCCGCUUCGGAGGCCUAGCAGGCCCCGCGUCUCCCUCCGCGUGUGUGUGCUGUUUG